Messenger RNA from Gryllus bimaculatus (two-spotted cricket), 4459 nucleotides. Lineage: Eukaryota; Metazoa; Arthropoda; Insecta; Orthoptera; Gryllidae. The record is from the annotation of a GenBank genome assembly.
GGCCCAACUGUAACCAAUGAUGGUCGACUGAAUGUUGAGCCGAUUGUAGCACCGCGCUACGGCAUUCUGCUCAAUGACAGAUUGAAACAAACACGUAGUAUGGAUACCUACAUGUACAAAAUGUAUAAUUGUACAUCGUGGUUUAUUUGUGGCUUAACUGCGUAGUUUUAUAAAGUGUCAUUGAAUUUAGACUCGGAAUGGCGGAUAAACAAGCUGUUAGUGAUUCACAGUGCGUGAGAGUUUUGGCAGAGGAAGAUGUAACAUCUCGAAUUUUAGAACGUAAAUCCUCUGAAGGAGGAUUUGUUGAUAAUGAGAAAGAUACUGAAAAACGGAAAAUGAGGGAACCUUCUGUCGAAAGUGAAGCUAGACUCAAACGACAAAUUAAAAAAGAUGACAGUGGUAUAUCUGUCGAAAAGUCUGAAAAUAGUUCCGAAGAAGAUGCUUCUAAAAGGUCAAAAAGGACCGACGAUCAGAUUGGGGAAGGCGAGUGUCGGACUCGUACAGAGGAAGAGGUCCAGUUCCCAAAAUUAAAACUCAAAUCAAAAAAUAGAAAUUAUAGAUCCAAAACAUCAGGCAACAAUGGUAGUUCUGAUGAAGAUGCUGGAGAUGUUAAUGAAACUGAAGGAGAAGAGAAAGAGAUGAAAGGGAAAGGUGGUAAAAGUAGUCCAGAUUCCGGUCAUUUAGAAAAUGGAUCUGCAGUUGAAGAUGUAGAAAUGGAAGAAACCGCAGAUCAUUCUAACGAUGAGCCAGAAUCACAUAGUAAACCCUUUCAUCCAUUAGACAGUGAUGAAUCAAACGAUUCUUCUGACAGUCAUUGUAAAAAACGUGAUGGUGGUGACAGUGAUUGGGAAGAUAUACCAAGUGUACUUUUAAAGCCAAAACCAAAACAUAAGUGGUUUGUGAUGCAGGAAGUAGUGAAUAGGCAAAGAGGUGUGACAACUCGCCAUCAGGGUCCUCAGUUAUUUCAACAGCGCUGUUAUGGAUCAUUGCAUGUUGUGCAACGACUUGAGCUCAUGUAUAAACUAGAAGCAUUUCAUGGAUGUGUAAAUGCAUUGCAUUUCAAUUCUUCUGGAACUCUUUUAGCUAGUGGAUCUGAUGAUUUGACCAUUGUGGUGUGGGAUUGGCCUUUGGGAAAAAUGGUUGUGAUGUAUGACAGUGGUCAUCGUAGUAAUGUGUUUCAGGUCAAAUUCCUACCAUUGACAGGUGAUACACACUUAGUGUCAUGCGGUCGAGAUGGUCAAAUUCGCAUGGCUGAAAUGUCUUCAACAGGGGUUUGUCGUUCUACACGGGUUUUGGGCAGUCAUCGAGGGCCAGCCCACAAGUUAUCGAUUUUACCAGAUACUCCUCAUGUUUUUCUAAGUUCAGGUGAAGAUGGACUUGUAAUGAGUGUGGAUGUACGUGUGCCUAAACCACAUAAAUUAGUUAAUGUUCAAGAAGAUGGACGCAAUAUAGCAUUGUAUAGUAUACAUUCAAAUCCACUUAACAAUAAUGAAUUUUGUGUCAGUGGACGUAAUAAUUACAUCCGAAUAUAUGAUAGAAGGAAAGUAUCCAGUCAUGAAGAACUGAAGAAAUUCUGCCCCAGUCACUUGAACUCCACAUCACAUUCAGCACAUGUCACAUGUGCUGUAUUUAAUUAUAAUGGUACUGAAGUUAUGGGAUCAUAUAAUGAUGAAGAUAUUUAUUUGUUUGAUGUUCGAAAUCCUAAUGGUUCGGAAUAUGUUCACAAAUACGAAGGUCAUAGGAACAGUGCUACUGUUAAAGGACUAAGCUUUUUUGGACCUCGAAGUGAAUUUGUUGUAUCAGGAUCAGACUGUGGUAAUAUUUAUUUUUGGGAUAAAAAUAGUGAGGCAAUUGUUCAGUGGAUGCCUGGUGAUGAGAAUGGUGUUAUUCCUGUUAUAGCAACUAGUGGUUUGGAUGAUGAUGUUAAAAUAUGGGUUCCUUCUUGUGAGCAAGAACCAAAAAUGGAAGGUCUGAAAUCGGCCAUUUUAUCAAAUCAAAAAGCCAGGGAAGAUGACAGACAACGAGAUCCUGAUGCCUUCGAUGGACAGAUGUUGUGGAUACUUUGGCGUCACUUACAGCGAACUGAACGUUUUUGGCAACAGGGAGGCUCCCGGAGAGAAGGAUCCACAUUUGCAAAUCGAGCCAAUGGGCAACGCAGUUCAUCUGGUUCAGGUGCCCCAGAAGAAAGUAGCAGCAGUGAUAGCACCAAUAGUUCUGAUGCAGAAGAUGAUGAUCACCGUAUUCAGUGUUCUCCUUCUUAAGUCCUUAGUUGUGUUGGUGCUGUGGGUUUCAGAGUGAUUGCACCUGUGACAGCUAAAGCCUUCACAGAUUUCUCUGUCCAUCACCCAGUGUUUAUUAUGUGUCAAAAUAAUAAAGUGACAGGUAUGUUGGUAUUGUGUGGGAAUAUUUGAAGAGAUUUUUUUAUUGUGGAAUUUUCUGCACAUUGUAUCUGCUUUGGAGAUAUUUAGCAGAUGUGAAGAUUAAGAUUUUUAUGAAAAAGGAUGGAAAUGCCACACCAAAAAUAAGUUAAAGAUUUGAGAAUCAGUCUCUAUUGUAGUUUUCUAACAUUAACAUUACAUGAAUUUUGUCUUCCUGUUCAUGAUUCAAUGUGCAGAUAUUUGUUUCUUUUCUGUUAUAUUAAUAUAGAUAUUUUGAUCCAAAAAAAUUGGUUUAAUUCGGUUUUUCAGUGUACACAUUCAGUGAUCUUUAUUUCCUGGUUUUCAAGUCCUUGAAAAACAGGUCACAAUUAUGUAAUGAAAUUUUGCAAUAUUUGGUUAAGUACUGUGGAAUAAAACUUUCCUGGAAAUGUUUAAUUUAGGAGGGGUGCAAGUUUUGGUCUCUCAUAAAAAAAUUUGGGGAACUAUAAAGUAUGUUGAGAAUUUAUUAAGUAAGAUAUACAGAGAUGCGAAAAACACAUAUUCAUACAAAAUGGGUGGUCACAAUUUCCUAGAUUUAAGUUAUUGUGUCAAACAUUCACAAUCACUAACAGUCUACACCUAGUGAAAAUAUAUUUUUCUGGAAGUAUUGUUUUAUACUUUGAUUCAUGGUAAACUUCUAGAGAGGAUAGUUACAUAUAAAGUUGAUCAAUGUUUUCAAUAGAACUUCAUCUGUAACUGACAAGCAAUUUAUUUACGUAGCCUUGUGUGAAAAUUUGUAUUGGAAAUUAACUGAAACUUGUUAGCUGAAAAGUUGUUAAGCAAUGUUCAAAAGAGUGAAGAGAGAGUGUUGUAUCAUAUUUCUUAUCUCUUAAAAUGUUUGUAUGGGAACAUACUAACCAGAUAAAUUAAAAUAUGCUGUGCAUAUUCAUAUUAUGAUAAUGUGAAGUGUCAUGUAGUACAUGAACCCACAUUUCCAACUUGAGAGAUGCUUUCUGAACAUAUUUAUUUGCUACAAGAAUAAAAACCUGUUUUUGAGUUAAAAUUAUAAUAGUUUCACAUUUAGGCCAUUGCUUGCACCCAAUAUCUUUGCAGAUUUUGUCUUUUAUUAAACAUUGCGUUUCUCAUUUAAAUAAUUGAAAAUUUGUGGAACAAGGUAUAUCAAUAGUUUCUAUUUUGUGAAUUGCCAUUAAAUGUAAUUCUUACCAUGAACUCUAGGUAAACUGAUACCUCUCUCCUUAUGAGUGUCAUACUAAGGUACUAAAAUUUGGCUAAAUGAGACCUAGAAAAAUUUCAGUUAUUGCUCUCCAUGCAGUGAACCAAAUUAUUAAUUUUUGGAGAAUGAGUAGAUUUCGUAAUAACGAACUGUUCUAGAAUGUGCCUAACAGGAGGAAAAUGCAAAUCCAUCACAUUUACAAAAGACUGUUGAUUACUCAAUUUUCAUUUCAUCACUCAACUUUCAGAUAUAAAGGAAGGUUGAUUAUUCACAGAAUGAUAUGAAUUCUUAUCGUAUGAUCUGAAAUAUACAACAAAGAUGUCUAUUCUAAAUAAAAGUGUAUGCUUUGAAUGAAAGCAAUAAGGUAUAUUUCAGGAAUGUAUAAAAACUUUUAUUUUAUGAACUCUGAAUCACAAAUUAUUCUAAGCCCUACCUUUGUAAUGGAAAUCAGAUAACUUCAUAUUUAAAACAUCAAACGUAAAAACUGUUAAUAAGUCUUAACGUGUCAAGAAUUUUGUUUUAUAUUAUUUGGUCUUUUGGUUCAGAUCUUUUCCUUAAAACAUUGCUUUGCGAUGGUUGUCUUGCCAAGAUAUUAAAACCAUUGUUUUCAAAUAAAUUUAUACAAAUGGUAAAAAAAAAAAAGUCAUGGCAAAUAUUUUUUCUUUAUUAUGUAAUGUCGGUGAGAUGGGAUUCAAUUUCUUGAAUGUAUUUGCCCCCCAGAGUCCACAUUCACUAUUCUAAAUAUGUUGCAUUAAUUUGUGACAAGUUUUCUGUUGUCACCUUGUUAAAAUGUAUUGUUCAUGUAUAUUUAUUGUUCACAUUAAAAGCAGUAGAAGUAAUAGUGGUGCUAUUUUCCCGUAAACUAAUA